This is a messenger RNA of Alligator sinensis (Chinese alligator), 1722 nucleotides long. RefSeq names its product zinc finger HIT-type containing 3 (gene ZNHIT3). The transcript has 4 exons. The annotation marks the transcript as partial. NCBI's taxonomy places the organism in Eukaryota, Metazoa, Chordata, Crocodylia, Alligatoridae. Gene Ontology annotation, molecular function: protein binding. The record is from RefSeq and is a predicted model, not a curated record.
AGCUGCUCCGUGCCCUGCUGCAGGCAGCACAAAGAGCGAUGCGCCGCCCGCCACGACAGCCCGCCCGCCUCCCACCCGCCGGGCGCCGCGACGGUGUGGACCCCAGGAAACUCUUGGUCUGUAGAGGACAUCCUGACGGACAGUGAUGAGCAGGACCGAGUUCCACUGCAGAAACUCAAACGUUUAGGCGAAUCGGAAGAAUUGAAAGAUUUACUAAGGAACCCGCAUCUCAGGCAAUUGCUCGUAGCUGUAGAUCAAGCAGAAGAGAGGAAUUCUCUAAUGAAAAGGUAUAUGCAAGAGCCCUUGUUUGUGGAGUUUGUGGACUGCUGUUUGAGAGUCGUCGAGCCUCCAGAGAAAGAGAACAUGCUUCCGGAGUGAGCGCCUCUUCAGGAGUGGACGUACCUGCUUGUGAGUGUCUAUCGUGGAAGAGAUGCUGCGCUACCCCAUGCUGUGAUAAAGCAGCCUGGGAAGUCCCUUCUGCAGUGCUGGCCUAUUUAAACAAGUAGUGUCAAUACUUUUAAUUCUUGCUUCUCAUGUUGGACUGUAUGGUAAGCUUUGAGACCUCUAACUUGAGGGUAGCAAUUGAGAGAGGAACAUGCUUUCUAGAUCCUAAUGGAGCCUUAAUUGUUCUGUGACAUUUUCUCUGCCUACGACUUUCUGUUGUCAGUAGUGGUUACACCUAGGACUUGUCAUCUUCAAAAUAAAAAGAAAAGGAUUAGAAUAAAUCUAUUCUCAAUUGAUGAACAAAGCAGCAGAUCUCUGUUUAAUUAGAUGCUUGAAGGAUACACACUUGUGGAGAGAGCUCAAAUACACCUGCAAGAGCCUUGUUUAUUAAAAUGACAUGUACACAAACCCACAAAACACUUCCCAGACCCGUGUGAAAGAGGAGAGGAAAAACAUUCAUUUUGCUUUGGCAGUCCAAAGGAUCCUCUGGUAAAAGCCAUCUGUGCUACUGACCACGUGGAUGAUGAAAGUUGUAUAUUUUUGAAAAAAAAAGAAGAGAGUAAGAGCCUCUUUCUGAAGAAGGAAGCAAUAGCAUCCUAAUAGUUUUUUAAAAGGCUUGACUCAGUGCACUGCACCUAACUUUGGGCAAAUAAAUAUUUUGUUCUUUUCCCUGCCAUUUAAAUCUGGUUACAAAUACGUUUAGAUCUUUAUCUGACAAAGAAGUAACCCCACUUUUCCUGAGAGCUGUAUCUAGCAUUACGCUUAACAUCUAGUUGUAAUGAAAACCAUUAAAAUUCCUUGCAUUUUCAUGGCCAGAAGUGCUACUGGAUGGCUAAACUUCAGUGUUGGCUGAGCAAAACAACUGUAUUUAGCUGCAGAGGAAGGUGGGUUGCUGGGGGUGGAGGGGGAAAACUAGCAGAGAAUUAGUUUCAGGUUUUUAAAAAACCUUACUGUCAGCCUCUUGUGUAUUGAGUUGUGCUAAAAGAGUGCUUGUUAGAUCAAAGACUUCCAUUUGUUCAGGUAUAUAUUUAUUAUAAUUCUAGUGAAAGGUACUUUCGGUUUUCUUUCUCUGUAGCCAUACUUCAGUGUUUUCUUAGUAUUGACACAUCUCCCACUAUUGAUAAGAGAAAGGAAGAAAUCCAGGCUAACGCCGAAGAGAUGUAGUUUUACACCUUUAGGAAUGUAGUACACUAAAAAAGCAAGACUGAGGUAGCAGCAGAUACAUUUAAAUUGAUCCUUCUCAUGCAACGAAGGAGGACGGCCUGAAAUACUUGGAAG